ACUGUCUUCAAAACGUCAAGUUGAACUUGCCAGAUCUUUGCGCAUUUCUAGUGCAUGAUUUGGUCUGCGGCAAUUAUUCUGAUGCUGAACUCGGGUUGACUUUAUAACUAGCAGGAAACUUUGCUUGGUGAUUGAUACCACGAGCAAGACUAUGACGGAAAGACGCCUAGAACCAAUAUGGGCGGCCUGGGUAGCCUAUCAUCAUGAUGUGGAGCUUGCUAUUACGAACAGGGCAGGGUGCCCUUAUGGCGGUCCAUGUGGCACUGAUGUCGGAAUUACUGAUAUUCUCCCACCAGACCUGAAACACGCGUCCGCCAUGAGGGUGCACCGUGACCAUCAAUGUUUGACUCACCGCUUUUCACCACAACAUGAGUACUGGCUCAGGCGACCCCUCUGCAACACCAAACGUUGUCCGUGUGGUACAUGCGACACAUCCAGACCGGGACACUUUUUUCCAUGCUGAAGCAGUUUCGAGAAAAUUCCUCAAAGCGAACCAGAAGUAUGUCGGCGUAGAAUGUACGCAGUGCCGAAUGAGAUUGGACAAACCUUUGAAAUGCGCAAAGUGUAAGAGUGUCUGGUAUUGCUCGAAAGAGUGCCAAAAGAAAAAUUGGUCCAAGCACAAACCAACAUGCCAUGAAGAUGAACGCUCCUCUGGGCUACUCAAACUUGUACAAAUGAUCAUCACAAAUCCAGUGAUUUUGGGCUACCUCAAACUCGGUGUCAUCUUUGCCUGUGGCCUGCUCGACGAUCCCCAAAUCGGGUUCGAUACGCCGUUCAUGGCACGUGUUGAAAUUGCUAUCGAGCCAAGUGACAUUCUUGACUUUGCUGGAUUGUAUUUUAACGACAGAACUACUGGCGAGAAGCUUCAAGGAAUGGUACAACUUAAUGCAAUUACUACGUGGAACCACAGUAUGCAAACUCCACUUACGCCAAAGCGACUCAGCAUGUGGCAUGAAGCUCGUGCAAGGCUUAAUGCAGAGGGUUUCGCCAAAGAUCCUGUUGGCCUUAUAGAGUUUUUCGGAUGUAGUCCUGCAGACACAGGGAACUCAAUUACCGCUGAGUUCCACAUCCCCGCUAUCAUGCUUGCCGUCGCAAGGAUUCGUAAACCCUUUGAAUACAUCUCUGCUAUCACGGGCACUCUAAUCGAGCAACCCCUGAGCGCUGUAGCAUGUCUAGAGCGUGUCAACUUGCAUAUUCGAGCUGAUAAGGAGAAUCAGUUGCGUUUGCGUUCUGAGAUGACAGAACAAGACAAGGAAGCUAUUCGUGCUGCAGGCCGCAAUGAGGACGCACUUUCCUCUCAUAUUCUCAAAGAGAAGAUGGGAAGAGAACGUCUUUAUGCUGAAUUGGUAUGAAUUAGACAUUCUCUCCUCCGCCUGCGAUUCAAGUUACCCUUGGACUAUGCUUCAUAACAUUGACAGGGCCUUACUACUCAGGUUGAAUUUUGUAUCUUGUAACUCUCUGAUCGAGGUCUUGUGUAUAAUGUUCUUUAUCACAUGAUUCAACGCGGCCUUA
Molecule: messenger RNA, 1512 nt
Organism: Suillus fuscotomentosus
Lineage: Eukaryota; Fungi; Basidiomycota; Agaricomycetes; Boletales; Suillaceae
Exons: 6
Coding region: 369-1352 (327 amino acids)
Source: RefSeq, a predicted model, not a curated record